UGUUUUCAUUGCUCGCUUUGUUUGUUUGUUCGAAGAAAAUGUAUACAGUUCUAUGGCUGUUCCUUGUUUUGGGCGUCACCCUGCUCUAUUAUUUCAUUAGACGCCAAUAUACACACUGGCAACGGGAAGGAUUAGCUGAGGAGGCUGCCAAGUUCCCGUUCGGCAUGCUGGAUGCGGUGGUGAAACAAGAGCGAAGCUUUGGACUCGUUGUAAGGGAUAUUUAUGAGAGGCACAGCUCCAAAAUUGUGGGCAUAUAUAUGAGCUAUAAGCCGACUUUAUUGGUGCGCGAUGCGGAGCUGGCACGCAAAAUAUUGACCAGUGAGUUCGAUAGCUUCCACGAUCGUGGAAUCUUCAUCGAUGAGGAGCACGAUCAGUUGUCGGCGAAUCUGUUUAACUUGCGUGGUGCUUCCUGGCGAAAUUUGAGGGCCAAACUAACGCCCUCGUUCUCAUCGGGGAAGCUCAAGGGCAUGUUUAAUACCAUCGAUGAUGUGGGCGAUAAGCUGGUCCAGCAUUUGAGCGGCAUAGUGGAGGAGAAACGGGAGGUGGAGAUUGAAAUUAAGGAAAAGCUGACCACAUAUGCGGUGGAUAUCAUUGGUUCGGUUAUCUUUGGACUGGACAUUGAUAGUUUCUCCAAUCCGGAUAAUGAGUUUCGCAGAGUGAGCAGCACACUCUUUCAGCAGGAGGCUUUGGCCCUCAAGAUACACAACAUGGCGUCCUUUGUAUGCCCCCCAAUAGCUAAGGCCAUGAACCGCUUCGGCUUUGAGAAUCGUGUGCUGAAAACUUUGCGCGACAUUAUGCAGCAGACCAUCGAGUUUCGGGAGCAAAACAAUGUGGUUCGCAAGGAUCUAUUGCAGCUACUAAUACGCCUGCGCAAUACUGGAAAGAUUGGUGAUGAUGACGACAAAGUUUGGGACAUGGAGACAGCGAAAGAGGACCUUAAAGCCAUGUCUAUAGAUAAGAUUGCCGCUCAGGGAUUUCUUUUCUAUGCAGCCGGCUCGGAGACAACGGCGUCCACAGCAGCAUUUACACUUUAUGAGCUGUCCAUGUAUCCUGAGCUCCUGCAGGAAGCUAGGAACGAGAUAGACUCCGUACUUGAACGUCACAAUUUAAAGCGCACUGAUAAGCUGACAUACGAGGCGGUGCAGGACCUCAAGUUCUUGGAUUUGUGCAUCAUGGAAACUGUACGCAAGUACCCGGGACUUCCAAUGCUCAAUCGCGAGUGCACAGAAGACUACAAACUGCCGGACUCCGAUUACACCAUCAAGAAGGGCACUCCAAUUUUGAUUUCACUCUUUGGCAUGCAUCACGAUCCCAACUAUUUCCCAAAUCCCAGUGACUAUGAUCCACACAGAUUCGACACGCAGUCGCCGAACUACGAUCAAACCGCCUAUAUGCCUUUUGGUGAGGGUCCUAGGCACUGCAUUGCCCUGCGAAUGGGGAAAGUGAAUGCGAAGGUGGCUGUGACCAAGGUAUUGGCCAACUUCGAUAUCGCCGAGGCGCCGCGCAAAGAAGUGGAGUACAAGUUCGAUGCUUCCCCAGUCAUGGUGCCUAAGAGUGGCCUGAAGGUGCGUCUCACGAAGCGAGUCUGAAAAUCAUUGCUCAUUUAUUGUUAAUAAAUGUAAUAAAGCAAAUAAAAUACAAUUUCCUGCUUUCUAAAUGCA
Scaptodrosophila lebanonensis is the source of this 1661-nucleotide messenger RNA. It is a transcript of the gene Cyp6d2, whose product is annotated as probable cytochrome P450 6d2. Gene Ontology annotation, molecular function: oxidoreductase activity, acting on paired donors, with incorporation or reduction of molecular oxygen; iron ion binding; monooxygenase activity. The transcript is spliced from 4 exons. The coding region runs from base 39 to 1589 and encodes 516 amino acids. Lineage: Eukaryota; Metazoa; Arthropoda; Insecta; Diptera; Drosophilidae. The record is from RefSeq and is a predicted model, not a curated record.